Messenger RNA from Phaedon cochleariae (mustard beetle), 366 nucleotides. Lineage: Eukaryota; Metazoa; Arthropoda; Insecta; Coleoptera; Chrysomelidae. The record is from the annotation of a GenBank genome assembly.
AUGAACAAUGUACCAGCAGUAAUAAUAAAACCUACAAGCACUCAGGACUCACAAGUUACCAAGCAAGAAAUCCAGAAAGCAAUCGACCCCAAGAAAAUAAAUGUCUCUGUGAACUCCAUACAAACAACGAAAAAUGGAUGCUUCGUUAUCAAAUGCAAUUCAGAAGAAGGAGCAAAAAAACUACUAGUAGAAACUCAGAAAAACAAAAACCUGGAAAAUAAAUAUGAAAUAAAGUUAUCUCAAAUGAAGAAACCCAGAAUCAAAAUCAUUGCAAGUGGCUCUCAGAUGAAUAGUGACGAAAUCGAAGAAUGCUUGAAGAAGCAGAAUGAAUUCAUUGAACGUGAUGAUUAUGUCAAAGUGACCUAA